Molecule: messenger RNA, 3546 nt
Organism: Equus caballus (horse)
Lineage: Eukaryota; Metazoa; Chordata; Mammalia; Perissodactyla; Equidae
Gene: CRPPA
Product: CDP-L-ribitol pyrophosphorylase A
Biological process (GO): isoprenoid biosynthetic process; protein O-linked glycosylation via mannose
Cellular component (GO): cytosol
Molecular function (GO): D-ribitol-5-phosphate cytidylyltransferase activity
Source: RefSeq, a predicted model, not a curated record
CAGGGAGGCUCGGCAGCCGGCGCGUCCCCUGGGGACCCGCCCCGGCCGGCGCGCGCCGCUCGGGUGGGCGACCUCUGCGCCCCGGCCCUCGUCCGCCCUCCGCCCAGCGACUCGGCUGAGGGCCGGCGCAGCCGCGGGUCGCCUUCGCCAGGCCGAGCGGGGCCGCCGCCAUGGAGCUCGGGCCGCCUGGCGGCGCCGGGCCCGCCGAGCCGGGGCCUCGCUUGCGCGGCUUGCGCGGCGACGACCGGGCGGCCUCGGCCGCCUGGCUGAGCGAGGCCUCGGCCGGGCGCCGCGCUCCGUCCGUGGCGGCCGUGCUGCCGGCGGGGGGCAGCGGGGAGAGGAUGGGCGUCCCCACCCCGAAGCAGUUCUGCCCCGUCCUGGAGAGGCCGCUCAUCAGCUACACUCUGCAGGCCCUCGAGAGAGUAUGUUGGAUAAAGGACAUUGUCGUGGCAGUAACUGGAGAGAACAUGGAAGUAAUGAAGGGUAUUGUUCAGAGAUACCAGCAUAAACGCAUCUCGCUUGUCGAAGCUGGAGUGACCCGCCACAGGUCAAUUUUCAAUGGACUGAAAGCGCUGGCCGAAGAUCAACCCAAUUCUAAGCUCUGUAGGCCAGAAGUAGUGAUUAUCCAUGAUGCUGUGAGACCAUUUGUUGAGGAAGAUGUCCUCCUUAAAGUUGCUAUAGCUGCUAAGGAACAUGGGGCAGCAGGAGCAAUUCGACCUCUUGUAUCUACUGUCAUCAGUCCAUCUGCUGAUGGUUGCUUAGACCACUCACUAGAACGUACCAGUCACAGGGCAAGUGAAAUGCCACAGGCCUUUCUAUUUGAUGUGAUCUAUGAAGCAUACCAGCAGUGUAGUGACUAUGACUUGGAAUUUGGAACUGAGUGUUUGCAAUUGGCUCUAAAAUACUGUCACACGAAAGCCAAACUUGUGGAAGGAUCGCCUGAUCUGUGGAAGGUGACCUACAAACGAGAUCUGUAUGCAGCUGAAUCGAUUAUUAAGGAAAGAAUUUCACAACAGAUUUGCAUACUUAUGGAUGCAAAAGAAGAUGAAGAGCAUGUAGGUCGUUGUCUUGAAGAAAUGCUAAAAAAAGAAUUAAAUCAUGUAAAAGUCACAUCUGGGGCUCUGUGUCAUGCUGGCAGAGAUCUUCAACAGAUCAUCUUAGAGCAGUGCUACAAUUUUGUUUGUGUAAAUGUUAUGACCUCUGAUUUUGAAGAAACCCGGAAAUUACUGAAUGCGCUUGAAGAGAGUAAUCUUUCCAUUUUAUAUCCUGUUGUUGUUAUUUCAGUGCAUUUUCUUGAUUAUAAAUUAGUACCUUUUGGUCAGAAAAUGGAACAUCUAAUGCAGAUUAAGGAAUUUGCAAAGGAGGUGAAAAAAAGAAAUAUUUUGUUAUGUGGCCUUCUCAUAUAUUACCCACAGUUGUGGAGGCAGGAUAUGCGUACCUUGGAGGUGCGGGUAUAUGUUAGACCACACACCACACAGCCUGCUUAUUGCUGCUGAGUCACGUAAACGUCUCAAGAGGGAUUAUAUUUUUAAAUUUGAUAUUAAAGAUGAGCAGAAGCUACAGGAAAGUUUAAGGCAAGGUGCCACUAUUAUUGCCACCUUAAUCAAAGAAAGAAGUUUUGGACUUGUUGGUCAGCUAAUGGUAGCAUGAAGAACAUGGAGAAAAUUACCUCCUGGGUUUUUAGAAACAUUUACCUAUGUAUCUCUUUUGUGCUUCCCUCCCUAUUGUAUGUGCUCGACUGUUUAAGUUGUUUUUUAUGUGUUAUAAUUUAUAGGAUAUGAUGCUUGGGUUAUAAAAGUGGAUCAAUGUUUAUAUCUGUGAAAUAAAAAUUUACUUUUGUGCAUGUCAAAUAUAAAUUGCCUGAAUCAGAAUAGAUAAGUGGAAAACAGUAGCCUUCACAUAUCUUUUCACAAAGGCGUGAAAGAUCAAAUAGAAAUGAUAAUGGGUGAGCUAAUCCUCCAAGGAAUGAGAAUUUAGAAAACUUCAACGAUUCUCUCUGCAUUAAUUAGUAAAUAAAUCACACUAUAAUGAUACAAAUAGAGAAAAUUCAGAAUUAAUCUUAAUUCUAAAAUUGUCCUCUCUUGAUGUGAUAUUUUCACAUAUGUUCUAAUUUUCCACACCUUAAAAAAAAAAAGAGGAGAUAACAGGGAACCCUGGUGCAAAUGUCAUCACCGUUGGCCUCACAUUGCUCUAGAUCCCUAAAGGAGAUGUCAUUUCCUCCUUCUUUUUACUGUUUUAAAAUUGUAUGUUUUCCUUGGUUGAUGAAAUAUAAAAUUUUGACUUAUUUUAAAAGGUCUCUGAUUUUCCUGAAUAAAUUUAAAAGACUGGAAAGCUUCAUAGAAGUGAAUUUAUUUUGGUCAAUCUCACAUCUUAUUCUACAAGGCGGGGGUCAUUGCACUUUCAAGAAUUAAGUAAAUUAUUCUUUUGAUACAGAUACUGCUGUGUUUUUAAAUCAAGUUCUUAUUCUUUCAAAUUUCCACUGGUGUAUGCAUCUUAAAUAUUGAUGAUUUUCCAUUAUAUUACAUUUUACAAGUAUGUACAUCCAGUCAUUAGAGAUGCCUUUUAUUCUAUAUAUACAUUGACUUAUAAAAACACAUUUGAUCAGAUUAUUCCAGGGCUUAGGCUGCAUGUGGAAACUAUAAAAGUUGCAUGAAAUAUUUUCAGAUAAAGGUAGACUAUGAAAUAUCUACCUUGUGCAAUUUCUUCUUAAUGUGCUAGAUGACUUUCCCUAUAUUUCUCAAGUAUUUAUAUUAGUAGAAGAGUUUAUAUUUUACAUUUAGGUAAUAGUGAGUAGAAUAUCAUGGACAUGGAGUAAUUAUUGCAAUUCAUUCUCUUGAAUGAAAUGUUGUUUGAUUGUAGGCUUGGAUCUAAAUUCCUGGGCUUGCUACUUUUUUUCUCUCUCUAGGGAUGUUAAGAAUAUAAAAUAAAUCGUUUAAUUCAAAAUCUUGAGGAUGAAAAUAUAUGGACAAUGUGUAGUUUUUGGUUAGAACGUUUAUGUCAUUGUUAAGGCAAGUUGGCUGUGUUGUGAAAGAUCCACACAGUGCCCCGUUGAACUCUUCAGGUGAAAACGUUUUAAGAAUUUGAAGUGCUCAUAAAGGUAAAAGGGGAAAUGUUAUCAAGGUUUUAAAGAGAAGAUAAGUGCCUUUAAGUACACGGUAGGAAACUGGGCAUAUCUAUGACACAGCAAAAUCACUAUCUAUUGAGUGCUGGCUGAGUUACCGUAGAUUUCAACUUAAUAAGGGAAUGUUACACAAGACAAGAAUUUAUCUUGGAGCAGUUAGUAUGACUUUACCCUAGGCAGUUAGAAGCAUUUAGUGUAAUAAGGUUUAGUUAAUAAAAUAUUAAAUUGUGAAAUGAUCAUCAUCAUAAUAGCAUUUGAUUUUUUUCUUUAUGGUCUACAAAGUGAUUCACAGCAUUGAAAAUAAUUUAAAGAAAUUUCCCCACAUCCUUCACUAUUUAGAUGGGAAUUGAGGCUCAGGGACCUUAACUACCUUGCCACCCAAAGCCAUGUGGCUGCCUAGUAAAAAAAGGCAGGGCUUAAACUCA